Molecule: messenger RNA, 1835 nt
Organism: Ictalurus punctatus (channel catfish)
Lineage: Eukaryota; Metazoa; Chordata; Actinopteri; Siluriformes; Ictaluridae
Gene: pcolce2b
Product: procollagen C-endopeptidase enhancer 2b
Exons: 9
Coding region: 17-1420 (467 amino acids)
Molecular function (GO): protein binding
Source: RefSeq, a predicted model, not a curated record
GAGAAAGCGGGGGCAGAUGCUCCCUCCUCCAGCGCGACACAGACCUGAUAUUCAGCAGCUCAGCUCGUCCCCCUCUCCUCUCCUCACUUCAGGACACUUUCUCCAGCCCAACACACACACACACACACCUCACAUGCCACUGGACAUGAACACACAGGCUGACUGGAUAAUGUUUAGGAUCUGCAGCUUUCUGUGCGUCUGCGUUCUCCUGCUCACAUCCAGCGCCUGCGCUCAGACACACCGGCGACAGCCAUUUCCAUGUGGAGGCAACAUAACGGGAGAUUCAGGAGUUAUCGGUAGCCAGGGUUAUCCGGGAGUGUAUCCUCCAAACACCAAGUGUGUGUGGAGAAUCACAGUCCCACAAGGCAAAGUAGUGGUCCUCAACUUCCGCUUCCUCGAUCUGGAAAGCGACAACCUGUGCCGCUACGACCACGUGGAUGUUUAUAGCGGGCAUGUGAACGGGCAGCGUCUGGGCCGCUUCUGUGGGACCUUUAGGCCUGGAGCCCUCGUCUCCACGGGGAACAAGAUGCUCAUUCAGAUGGUGUCGGAUGCCAACACCGCCGGCAGUGGCUUCCUGGCAGUGUUCUCCGCCGCUAACCCUCACGAACGAGGAGAUCAGUAUUGCGGAGGGCGGUUGGUGAAGCCAUCGGGAACCUUUAAGACCCCCAACUGGCCAGAAAAAGACUAUCCAGCAGGAGUCACAUGCUCAUGGCACAUAGUCGCACCGAAAAACCAGAUUAUAGAAGUGAAAUUCGAGAAGUUCGACGUUGAAAGAGACAACUACUGCCGCUACGACUACGUCGCCAUCUUUAACGGAGGGGAAAUCAACGAUGCUAAGAGGAUCGGGAAAUACUGUGGAGACAGCCCACCAGCGCCGGUGUUCUCUGAGGGUAAUCAGCUUCUCAUCCAGUUCCUCUCAGACCUCAGUUUAACAGCGGACGGCUUUAUCGGCCACUACAGAUUCAGGAACAAGAAGAUCCCAACAACAACCAUCGCCCCAACCACGACCACUCAGCCCAUCACCACCAGACUCAUACCGUUGAAGUAUUCAGCAGCGCUCUGUCAGCAGAAAUGCAAGCGAAAAGGAAGUCCCGAGAGCCAUUACUGCUCCAGUAACUUCGCCAUCACAGGGACGAUUAUCACAGCAGUGCCGCGUGGAGGAAGCAUGCACACGACAGUCUCCAUCAUCAACAUCUAUAAAGAAGGGAGCCUCGCCAUCCAGCAGGCUGGAAAAACCAUGAGCACUAAAAUCCUUAUCCUGUGCAAGAAAUGUCCUUCUGUCAAAAGAGGCUUGAACUACAUCUUCAUGGGACAGACGGACGACGAGGGCCGCGGCCUGAUCACUCCACACCACUUCGUCAUGGCCUUCAAGACCAAGAACCAGCGAGCGUUUAACGUGCUGAAGAACAAGCGGUGCUGAUCGCGCUCUUCCCGCCAUCUUAAUCGGUCUGGUCAAAACCCUGAAAGUGAUUUCCUCCAUUAGGCUUUUUAAAUAAAUAAAUAAAUAAAUAAAUAAUUUUAUAUCAGGACCAAUCAGCAAUCUGUAGGCGGAGAUAAUGGAGAACUAGUAACAACAAGAAGUGUAUAUAAUAAUAAGGAAGGAAAUCAGAAACGAUGACGGCCGCCCUCCAGUGCCAACGCGGAAGGCGAGACUGAAUCCCGCUUUCCUCCUUUUCACGGACAGCGCACCCUUAAUGACCGAGCAAUUAAUAAAAACUCCACCCGCUGGGACUAGAACUGCAAGAACUGUCAAAGUUGAAGUUGUAAAGUUGGAGUUUUGUCUCUCACUGCCCUGAAAUCAGUAGCACGUUGACUUGCGGUUGUUGUUUUUUUUU